AUGUCUUCAACUGCUACUAUGGUAUAUGUUCUGCUGAUACUUUCUAUACUGAGCAUUAUUUCUGAUGUUUAUGGAAUCAUUUUAACCCACACUCAACUUUCCGAAACUUCUACCGCAUCGUCGAAUGAAAAUAUCACUAAAGAUGUUUACUCUUGGACAAAAAUGGAUAAUGUCAAAGACGAAAAUAAUUCUAGCCUCAAUAUAUCAAACUACGAAGAAGUGACGCACAGUUCACCAGACUUAAAUAAUUUGACAUUUACUCCUUGGUAUAAUACGUUUGCGGUUGAAAAUAACGUAUCAAAUACCACUGACGCGCCAUUAGAGGAAAAAAGCACUUUUAUAAAUUCUUCGACGAUAAUAUUAACCACAACCGAUUCUCCUAAUAUCGAAAACGGUUCUCAUAAUAUGUCCAAUACAGAAGAAGUGAUGCACAGUUCACCAGAUUUUAAUGGUAUAACAUUUACUCCUUCUUGGUAUACGUUUGCAGUCGAAAAUUACGUAUCCAAUACCACUGAUGCACCACCAGAAGAAAAAAACACUUAUGUAGACUCUUCGACGAUAACGUUAACCACAACCGAUUCUCUUGAUAUCGGAAACAGUUCUCACAAUAUGUCCAAAAAGGAAGAAGAUAAAUCAUUGAUGCACAGUACACCAGACUUAAAUAAUAUGACAUUUAUUCAUUUUUGGUAUACGUUUGGGGUUGAAAAUAACGUAUCCAAUACUACUGAUACACCAUCGGAAGAAAAAAAUACUUAUGUAAACUCUUCAACGAUAAUGUUAACCAUAACCGAUUCUCGUGGUAUCGAAAAUGGUCCUCACAAUAUGUCCAAUAAGGGAGAAGUGCACAUCAGUCCAUCAGACUUUCUCUUUAUUCUUUCUCGGUUUAAGCUUCCGGUCAAAACACACGAAUUCAGCAAUACAAUUAACACACCAUUAGAAAAUAAUAUCGUUGGUGUCAAUUCUUCAACGACAACAUUGAAAUCAAAGUCGGACGAAGUCGGUAACAAUGCUCCUCUCGUUGCGCCUAAAAACGUAGAAGUGACACAUAAAUUAUCAGCCGUCGAUGAUUCGAAUAUUUCUCCACUAUACACACUUACUGCCAAAACACACAUUAACAAUACUUUUGGUAAACCAUUAACAGAAAGCAGUACUCGUGAAUACCCUUCUAAGGUUAAUUUGACGACCGCAACAAAUUCUACUGAUACCGAAAAAAUUUCUUUUAAUAUGUCCAACUAUAAAGAUGCGUGCGGAAGGCAACUUAUUCCAAUAACUAGAAUAGUUGGAGGCGAUAAUGUUGCUUUUGGCGAGUGGCCGUGGCAGAUUUCAUUAAGACAUAAAAUACAGUUUUUACACAAAUGCGGAGCGGUAUUAUUCAAUGAAAACUGGGCUAUAACUACUGCUCAUUGUGUCAUAAACGUUCCAGUGAGAGACUUACAUCUCUUAUUCGGGGAAAACGAUUUGUCAGUGAAAAAACCUCACGGUAAUGUAACUAGGACAUUGCAGAAAGUAAUUAUACAUCCAAAGUUUAAGAAAAAUAAACCGAAUUACGACUUGGCACUAUUGCAAUUUGAUAAACCUGUCAAAUUUCAACCAAACAUUUUACCAGUUUGCAUUCCAGAAGACGAUUUAAAUUUUGUAGGAUUUUCUGCUCAUGUUACUGGUUGGGGAACUUUGUAUUAUGGCGGAAAUUCGCCUUCUAUUCUACAAGGAGUAGCAGUUCCAGUAAUUAGCAAUUCCGCUUGUGAAAAAAUGUUCCGUGCGGCUGGAUAUAUAAAACAAAUUCCGGACACAUUUAUCUGCGCGGGCACAGAAAGCGGAGGUGUCGAUGCAUGCAAAGGUGACUCGGGUGGCCCCUUGGUUGUACAGAGACCCGACAAACGCUGGGUCGUGGUGGGUAUCGUGUCGUGGGGCAUGCGAUGUGGCGAACCAAAUAGUCCCGGAGUGUACAUGAGAAUCUCAAAGUUCAAAGACUGGAUUAAUCAAAUAAUAUUACAAUCUUAAUAGACAGAGAAACACACUUCGACAUAUACAAUAUCUGGUAGAUCGAUCAUCGGUUGUACAAUAUCUUUUACUAUUCUUAUUUUUAAG
This is a messenger RNA of Melanaphis sacchari, 2088 nucleotides long. Its product is annotated as serine proteinase stubble-like. Bases 1 to 2001 code for a protein of 666 amino acids. NCBI's taxonomy places the organism in Eukaryota, Metazoa, Arthropoda, Insecta, Hemiptera, Aphididae. The record is from RefSeq and is a predicted model, not a curated record. The transcript has 12 exons. Gene Ontology annotation, molecular function: serine-type endopeptidase activity. Gene Ontology annotation, biological process: proteolysis.